Messenger RNA from Cryptomeria japonica (Japanese cedar), 543 nucleotides. Its product is annotated as flavonoid 3',5'-hydroxylase CYP75B138-like. Gene Ontology annotation, molecular function: heme binding; oxidoreductase activity, acting on paired donors, with incorporation or reduction of molecular oxygen, NAD(P)H as one donor, and incorporation of one atom of oxygen; iron ion binding. The transcript is spliced from 2 exons. Gene Ontology annotation, cellular component: membrane. The record is from RefSeq and is a predicted model, not a curated record. NCBI's taxonomy places the organism in Eukaryota, Viridiplantae, Streptophyta, Pinopsida, Cupressales, Cupressaceae. Bases 1 to 543 code for a protein of 180 amino acids.
AUGCUUUCACAUAUUAUGCUAACAGCUGCAACAGAAACAUCUGCUACAACUGUUGAAUCGGCAAUGACUGAGCUGCUGAGAAACCCUAAAGUAAUGGCAAGGGCGCAGCAGGAGAUUGAAUUUGAGGUUGGGAGAGAUCGUAUUGUAAGGGAGAGUGAUCUUGUAAACUUAAACUACUUACUAUGUGUGGUGAAGGAAACAUUUCGAUUACAUCCACCAGGGCCUUUGCUUGUGCCACAUGAGUCCACCCAGGGUUGGAAUGUGGGAGAAUACUACAUUCCACCAAAAACACGGUUAUUUGUGAGUGCAUGGGCAAUGGGGAGGGAUAAAAGCGUUUGGGAAGAUGCUUUAGAAUUCAAACCGGAGAGAUUUAUUGGAGUUGGGUUUUUCGCUCAUCUUCCUCUGGAUAAUAUACGGAUUUGUCACAAAAAAGAAGAGCCAGAGCAACAAGGGGUUAUUGGGGUUGCCACCAGGGCCACGGCCAUGGCCAGUGAUAGGCAAUCUCCAUCUUUUGCGAAGCCUUCCUCACAAGUCUCUGGCUGA